Molecule: messenger RNA, 945 nt
Organism: Dovyalis caffra
Lineage: Eukaryota; Viridiplantae; Streptophyta; Magnoliopsida; Malpighiales; Salicaceae
Source: the annotation of a GenBank genome assembly
AUGAGCCCACAGCCAGAAUUAGAGAGCGAGACGCUGGUGGAAGCGGCGCUAAGGGUACUUAACACAGCAGACCCAUUCGAGAAGGCAAAGCUAGGCGAUUCAGUGGCUUCUAAAUGGCUACAAGGAUCCAUUUCUCAGGCUUACAAUCCUUCCCUCGACUUUCCCGUACCCGAUCGCCCUGCCAGGCUCGCUAAUGUUAAGUUGGUUUCGCCAAGUUUAAUGCCAAAGCUUGGAAAAGCUGGUAGCUUGCAGAGUAGGCAGGCUAUUGUGCAUAGCCUUGUACAUACUGAAAGUUGGGCUAUUGACUUGUCUUGGGAUAUAAUUGCUCGGUUUGGUAAGCAAGAGGGGAUGCCAAGAGAGUUCUUUACAGAUUUUGUGAAGGUUGCGCAAGACGAGGGCAGACACUUUACUCUUCUUGCUAGACGGCUCGAGGAACUGGGUUCUUCUUACGGGGCAUUACCAGCUCAUGAUGGCUUGUGGGACUCAGCCAUUGCUACGUCGAAGGACCUGUUGGCUCGUUUGGCAAUAGAGCAUUGCGUUCACGAGGCGAGGGGACUUGAUGUGCUUCCAACAACCAUAUCUCGAUUCUGCAAUGGAGGUGAUAAAGAAACAGCUGAUUUACUAGCGACUGUAGUUUACCCAGAAGAGAUUACCCAUUGUGCAGCUGGAGUGAAGUGGUUCAAGUAUCUAUGCUUGAGGUCUAAAAACCCAGCUUUAAGCAGAGACAACUUGACAUCUGAAGAAAAUGGAGAGAAAGAAACUGAAAUUUCGAUGGAGGAGAAUGAAGAGGUGAUUCAGAAGUUUCAUGCUAUAGUGAAAACCCAUUUCAGAGGACCAUUAAAGCCUCCCUUUAAUGAGAAAGCAAGGAAGGCUGCUGGAUUUGGCCCUCAGUGGUAUGAACCUCUUGCUGUCAAAGAGGUCCAGAAUGCUAAUCCUAGUAUUUGA